GGACACGUCAGGUCUGUAUCUCCGUUAGCUCCCUGCAGCAGCGUUUUCAAAAUCAUUAAGAAAAAUGGCGACUUCUGUUAUUUCGGUCAUUUCUAAAUUUAUAGAGGAGUACUGUAGUAGCACCUCCACUAAAUUAAAGGUGGUGGACGCGUAUCUGCUGUACAUACUGCUGACCGGAGUGUUUCAGUUUCUGUACUGUUUGCUGGUCGGUACGUUUCCCUUCAACAGCUUUCUGUCAGGAUUCAUCUCCUGUGUGGGAUCCUUCAUUCUAGCAGUUUGCCUGCGAAUCCAGAUCAACCCUCAGAACAAAUCUGAGUUCCUGUCCAUCUCACCAGAAAGAGCAUUUGCAGACUUUCUUUUCGCCCACACUGUGCUCCAUCUCGUCGUCAUCAACUUUGUCGGUUGAGGGGGUGCGUUUGUUUAUGUGGAUUAUGUGACUGACUGAAGAAGCCACCAAACCCAUAAUCUCAGAAUCUUACGUUUUCCUGGCUAACAACAAUGAAGAAAAAAAAGAAAGAAUUUAGUUCGCUUUUAUGUUUCAGUAACACAGUUUUUUCUGCACCUGUUUUUUAAUCACUGAUGUGAAAGUUGAAGUUAUGUUCUUUAUUGAGUGUCAUAGCAGCGUCCACAUCAUUGUCAAUUUGUUGGAAUUUGUACUCUUGAUAAAUAAAUAAAUAUUAAACAGAA
Trichomycterus rosablanca is the source of this 687-nucleotide messenger RNA. RefSeq names its product dolichyl-diphosphooligosaccharide--protein glycosyltransferase subunit DAD1-like. The record is from RefSeq and is a predicted model, not a curated record. Gene Ontology annotation, biological process: protein N-linked glycosylation. Gene Ontology annotation, cellular component: membrane; oligosaccharyltransferase complex. NCBI's taxonomy places the organism in Eukaryota, Metazoa, Chordata, Actinopteri, Siluriformes, Trichomycteridae. The coding region runs from base 65 to 406 and encodes 113 amino acids. The transcript is spliced from 3 exons.